Molecule: messenger RNA, 465 nt
Organism: Lactuca sativa (garden lettuce)
Lineage: Eukaryota; Viridiplantae; Streptophyta; Magnoliopsida; Asterales; Asteraceae
Source: RefSeq, a predicted model, not a curated record
AUGGAUCCAAGUGUGAAAUUAAUGCCAAAUAAUGGCGUUCCCAUUUCACAAUUGGAAUACUCUAAGGCUAUUGGUAGCUUGACGUAUGCCAUGACAAGUACCAGACCUGAUAUUGCUUUUGUUGUGGGAAAGCUGAGAAGGUAUACUAGUUACCGUAGUACUCAAUAUUGGCAAGAAGUGAAUAGAGUGGUUAGCUAUCUCAAAGGAAACAUGGGUUAUGGUUUGAGUUACUUGGGGAGUCCUUCGUUUUUAGAAGGUCAUUCAGAUCCAAGUUGGAUAACCAACAUGGAGGACCAUUCCUCAACUUCUAGUUGGGUAUUCUUGCUUAGCGUAGGUUCCAUUUCUUGGGCUUCCAAGAAGAAAUCUUACAUUACAAACUCAACAACGGAAUAUGAGGGUGUUGCGUUAGCAGCUGUUGGUAAAGAAGCAGAGUGGCUAAGGAAUUUAGGCUAUGAGAUUCCUUAG